Molecule: messenger RNA, 9515 nt
Organism: Corythoichthys intestinalis (scribbled pipefish)
Lineage: Eukaryota; Metazoa; Chordata; Actinopteri; Syngnathiformes; Syngnathidae
Product: AP-3 complex subunit beta-2
Exons: 29
Coding region: 2013-5681 (1222 amino acids)
Biological process (GO): intracellular protein transport; vesicle-mediated transport; anterograde synaptic vesicle transport
Cellular component (GO): membrane coat; AP-3 adaptor complex
Source: RefSeq, a predicted model, not a curated record
UUUUUUUCUUUGAUUAAAAAUUGUUUUUUGAUCAAAGCAACUUUUAUUGCGAUUGAAUGAUUUAGACAUAAAUAUCCUACACCUAAUAUGGCUCAAACACAAAAAGGAUUGCUUCAAAGAAAACAGUUUGAAUGAAAAAUAAAGUGUUCAAAUGCGAAUUUCUGAGUCUCAAAUAUUUUCUCACAUUCAAACCUUUUUUUCUACGAUUGAAUUUUUUAAAUUUUUGAUUGAAGUGAUUUUUCUUUUGAAAAUACAUAUUUUUUGUUUGAAGCAACUUAUUUUUUGAUUGAAUAAUAAAGACACAAAUGUCCUAGCCAAAAUGUGGUCCAAACGCAAAAUUACAGGACUUCAAUCAAAAAUGUUGUUUCAAUCCCAAAAAAAAAAACUUGACUUAAAUAAAAAUUUCAAACAAAGAAAAAGUUUUCAAAUAUAUUUUUUUGAGUUUCAAAUUUAUUUUUGCAUUCAAACACAUUUUUUUAUGAUUGAAGUGACUUUUUCUUCGAUUGAAACUACAUACUUUGAUUGAAGCAACUUUUUUUUUUUGAUUAAAUAAUAAAGACACAAAUCUACCUCCAUACUGUGUCUGCCUCAUUUGCAAAGAGACAGUCGCUGUUUUUUUUUUUUUACACGCUGACAUGUACGACAAGAUUACAGGGAAGAUGCGUAGCGACAACUUGAAGCAACUUGAAGCUAGUUUGAUUUUACAGGAGCAGUACUUUGCAAGAUCCCGGAGUCGAAAGAGAACGUCACGAAGGCUAGUUGCGAGAUUGUUUAAAUUAUUAAUUAGAAAAAAAUAAUAAAGCAAAUGUGACACUCAGAAUGGCUUGCUAAAAUUUGCUUAAAUAUAUUGUUCUACAUAAAGGACGUCAGCCAAGGUCGGCCCACCACAUUUUUACCACACCAAAUCUGGCCCCAUUUGCAAAAAGUUUAGACACCCCUGUCUUUGUGCAUGUUUGGUCCACUACAAUCCCUAGUAAAGAGGGUAUAGUAAAAGGACGAAUGGUUAAACUGUAACACAUCUUUUCUUCCAGUAGAGGGAGAUCAUUCCUUGUUCGUCUUAGAACUUAUGGCUGUGAUUUCUUUGCAUAGCUUUUAUUUGCCUACCCAGUGGAAAUAGUUGUUCUAAGGACUACAUUUGCAAGUGCAUACUAGAUAGUGAUGUGAUGGAUGAAUAAGCCAUCAAAUAAUUGGGACAUAAUAUUUUGUGCAGUCACUAGUCCAGGUCAAUAUGGAAUCUGUCAGGAUUUGGAUUGGUAGUACAAAACAAUGGGUGUAUUUUGAUUGUGCAGUCUUGAGAAUGAGCUCCAUAGUGGUGCAUCUAGGUGUAAAUUAAGUUUUUGAGAUAUAUUUUGAAAAUUGCUGCUUUGGAAAUGAUGUUGAGAGAAAAAGCUGACUGAGUUUUGUCACAUAAUCACAGCAGGACUCAUUUUCAUCCUCUUAGAAGGGGGGUGACUGCCGAGAACGCUGAGUCAUGUUACAUGAUCAAAACAGCACAUUUUUAAAAAGCUAUGAAGACAUAAUGAGAGCAAGGAUUGAGGAUCAAGAAGCUGUAGAGGUUUGUGGUGGUGAAGUUGUGUGGGGUUUAGUGAUAAUGUAGGGAAAAGCUUCUAUAAAUGUGUGAUUGUGCGCAAUGACUGAGCGACAGGGAGAGGCCUGCUCUGCAACAACGAGCACGUGAACAGCGGGGAGGGGUCACCACGGACUCCACGCCCCUCUGUGACGAGCAUCCUUUUUACAGAGCGGCUGAUGGCAGCUCGGCCAGACGCAGAGGCAACAGCAGCAGGCAGUCAAAAGGAUCCCCCGGCAAUCAGAUUCGGAUUACCGUGUCCCCGUUGCCACGGAGACGUCUUUCUUUGCAGGGAGCGACGCCUUUUCUGGAGCGGCUUGUUGCAUUAUUCCCGCUUGAGAUGUUCACACAAGACUGGAAAAUAGUACUUAUGUCAUUCUAGCUGAUUUGGAAUUUAUAGGAAAGAAUCCUGCAAAGUUUUGGGAGAAAAUAAAGAAAGCAGAAGAUGACAACCAUGCAGAAGCUGCUGCAGCUGCCCGUCAACGCGGUGAACAUGGUGAAGACGGUGCAGAGUCAGGUGCAGGGCCAUGAGGAGGAUAAGAGCCCUGUGUUGACCCCCGACAGUGGGCAGCAGACUUGGUAUAGCGCCCUGAGGCCUGAUGAGCUGCGCCACCUCAGAGGAGGGGGAGCUGGUGGAGGUGGUGGUGGUGAUGGAGGGAGAGACCAGGAGGAACGAGCGCCAUUGGAGGAAGGUGGCAGCGGCGGCAACGGGAGUUCCCUUAGUCAACCUUUGCGACAUGACGACCUGAAGGAGAUGCUGGACAGCAACAAAGACUCCCUUAAGCUGGAGGCCAUGAAACGCAUCGUUGCCAUGAUUGCCCGAGGUAAAAAUGCGUCAGACCUCUUCCCUGCCGUGGUGAAAAAUGUGGCUUGUAAAAAUAUUGAGGUAAAGAAGCUGGUGUACGUUUACUUGGUGCGUUAUGCCGAGGAGCAGCAAGACCUGGCGUUGCUCUCCAUCUCCACCUUCCAAAGAGGCUUGAAGGAUCCCAACCAACUAAUCAGAGCAAGUGCCCUGCGUGUCCUCUCCAGCAUCCGGGUUACCAUCAUCGUUCCCAUAAUGAUGCUGGCAAUCAAAGAGGCCGCUUCUGACAUGUCUCCGUACGUUCGGAAAACAGCUGCUCAUGCCAUCCCUAAACUCUACAGUCUGGAUCCAGAACAGAAGGAUCAGCUGAUUGAAGUCAUUGAGAAACUCCUCGCAGACAAAACCACACUCGUGGCAGGGAGCGUGGUCAUGGCCUUUGAGGAGGUGUGUCCGGAGCGGAUCGACUUAAUCCACAAGAACUACAGGAAGCUGUGCAACCUCCUGAUCGAUGUGGAGGAAUGGGGUCAGGUGGUUAUUAUCAACAUGCUGACGCGCUACGCCAGGACGCAGUUCCUCAACCCCAACAUCAAUCUAUGCGAGACAGCAAAAAAACAAGGCUUUUGCAAGGAGUCUCUGCUCGAGGAGGGCGGAGGUGGCGACAAGACCUUCUAUGGCUCCGACGGCAAUGAUGACGAUGAUGAAGAUGAUGAAGACAAGGAAAAGAAGGCAGAGGCCGCUGCCUUGGCCAAGAGGAAGCCAUACGUGAUGGAUCCGGACCACCGGCUGCUGCUGAGGAACACCAAGCCGCUACUGCAGAGCCGCAACGCAGCUGUGGUGAUGGCCGUGGCUCAGCUCUACUUCCACCUCGCCCCCAAAGCUGAGGUUGGAGUAAUCGCUAAGGCUCUUGUGCGUCUUCUGCGCAGUCACAGUGAAGUCCAGUAUGUUGUUCUUCAAAAUGUGGCCACUAUGACCAUUAAGAGAAGGGGAAUGUUCGAACCAUACCUGAAGAGUUUCUACAUCCGCUCUACAGACCCAACUCAGAUAAAGAUCCUUAAGCUCGAGGUGCUGACCAAUCUUGCCAAUGAGACCAACAUCUCCACUAUUCUCAGAGAGUUUCAGACCUACAUCAAAAGUAUGGAUAAAGACUUUGUGGCUGCCACCAUCCAAGCAAUUGGUCGCUGUGCCACCAAUAUCGGAGAAGUGAGGGACACGUGUCUGAAUGGUUUGGUGCAGCUGCUGUCCAACAGAGAUGAAUUGGUGGUGGCUGAGUCCGUGGUGGUCAUCAAGAAGCUCCUGCAGAUGCAACCUGAGAAGCACAGUGACAUCAUCAAACACAUGGCCAAGCUUACGGACAACAUCCAGGUGCCGAUGGCGCGGGCCAGCAUUCUGUGGCUGAUCGGUGAAUAUUGCGAGCACGUGCCCAAGAUUGCCCCAGAUGUCCUGAGGAAGAUGGCCAAGUCUUUCACCAAUGAAGAAGACAUUGUCAAGCUUCAGAUACUCAACCUUGCUGCUAAGCUGUAUCUCACCAACUCCAAACAAACCAAACUUUUGACGCAGUAUGUCCUCAACUUGGCUAAGUACGACCAAAAUUACGACAUCCGUGAUCGGGCGCGCUUUAUCCGCCAGCUCAUUGUACCCACAGAGAAGAGUGGCGCCCUCAGCAAGUACGCCAAGAAGCUCUUCCUGGCCCUCAAGCCUGCACCGGUUUUGGAGUCUCCAUUUAAAGAUCGAGACCACUUCCAGUUGGGCUCACUGUCCCACCUGCUGAACGCCAAAGCCGGUGGCUACCAGGAAUUACCUGACUGGCCGGAAGCCGCCCCAGAUCCCUCCGUGCGCAACGUGGAGGUGAAGGAGUCUUCUUGCCAGGUAUUUUCGCUGCUUGAGCGAGUCACAACGUUGACCAGCGUGCCCGAAUGGACCAAGUGCAGCAGCCGUGAGAAGAGAAAGGAGAAGAAAGUAGAGAAGCCUUUCUACUCCGAUUCCGAGGGCGAGUCCGGGCCGACGGAAUCGGCCGACAGUGAGUCGUACUCCUCGGGCGGUUCCGACAGCGGAAGCGGGAGCGCCGAAAGCGGCUCCGGAUCCGAGAGUGAAGAGAGCGAAGAAGCCUCUGAAUCAGAGGAAGAGGAGGAAGACAAGACCAAGAAGAAAGAGUUCAAGAAGCCAGUGCGAGAGAGCGAAAGUGAGCAGAGCAGUGAAGGGGAAGAUAGGAAACGGACGAGAAAGAGCAAACAACAAAAGAGCGAUUCGGAAUCGGAGUCUGACGAAGACGAGGACAGCGAUUCGGAUAGCAGCCAAUCGGAAUCUGAAGAUUCCGAGUCGGAGGCGGAGGUCAAAAAGAAGAAGGCAGUGCAAUCAAAAGCUCCUUCCAAGCCCGGGACCAAAGACAGCAAGAAAGAAAAGAAAGAAAUGUCGCUGCUGGACCUUGACGACUUCGAACCCGCCCCUUCGCCUCAAGUGACACCCGUCAACUCCUUCCUGUCCAGUAGCCUCGUCACCGACUUGGAAGGUUUAUCUUUGUCGGAUAACGUUCUCUCACCUACAGCUAUCUCUCCAUCAGGCGCGCAGAAGAGCUACGAACUCCUGCACCGGAUCACCGGCGAGGGCCUGUCGGUGGAAUAUUGCUUCAGCCGACAACCCUUUGGUCCCGAUGCCAACAUGGUGGCGGUGCAGAUGCAGUUUGCUAAUAGCGCUGCUGUAGAUGCCAAGAAUUUACACAUUGAGGACGUUAAGUUGCAGUCCGGCAUGAGGGUUAAAGAGUUCCAGGAGAUAGAGCUGCUUCCUGCAGGUGAGACAGUCACUGCCGUGAUGGGCAUCGACUUCUGCGACUCCACACAAGCGGCAAACUUCCAGCUCUGCACUCACAGCAGGAAGUUCUUUGUAUCCAUCCAGCCGCCUGUUGGAGAGUUAAUGAAACCCGUUUUUAUGACAGAAAACGAGUUUAAAAAAGAGCAAGAGACGCUUUCACAGCGUCUAGGGCAACUGAUGGGCAUGAACGAGAUCACAGAGAAACUGACGCUGGACGCAAAGUGUCGCAACGAGCACGCCAUUGUUCAGAGGGUGACGGGGGCCGCCAAUCUUAGCAGGGUGCCCUGUGGCUCCGACAAGGAGUGCAGUCCUGCGCUUCCUCUUUCUUCUCCUCCACUUCCUGAUCCCGCACACAGGUUCGCGGGCCGGACCGUGAGCGGCGGCAGCCUGGUGCUGGUCACCGUAAUCACCAAGGAGGACGGCGCCGCCCAGUUGACGCUCAAUUGCGACAAAAUGGUGAUCGGGACCAUGUUGGUCAAGGAUGUCCUGAUGGCUCUCACGCAGUAGCAUUUUUUAUUUCAUAUAAUUGAAAACAAAAAUCUAAAUACGAGUGUAGUAAGUUAAAUUAGUGAAAAUUGUGACCUUUUUUUUUUUUAACUUAAUUUUGUCUUAUACAUUUAAUCCAUAUUAGUCAUGAAAAAAAAAACAUUCUGGCAGUUUUUACCAUCCCUAUUAAAUUCUACCAUUACACCAAAAUAUCCAGCAUGACACAGUUCAGAGGUUUUUCAAAUUAUUUUUAUUAAAAUUUAGACCUAUUUUAAAGCAUCAUACCCAACAAAUCAAACAUGUUGGAAUAGAUUUAAUAGAAUCCAUGAUCAAAAUUGUUUACAUCCAAAUGUUACUCUCCUGCCUUCCACAUUUCACAACCUGUCUUUGAUGCUGUUUUUUGUCUUUGCUGUUGGUGAAUGUAAAAUAUAUUUUACCAAAGCAGAUAAUUGCAAAUUAUGUGUUUUUUUAAUUUAUAUAUUGUGCGUGCUGCUUGACUGUUGGAAGAUUAUUUAUUAGACAAAUAAUAAAAAAAUACACAUAAAAUGCUUUUUUUUAUUUUCAAUGAACAUUGAUUAUACAGUGAUUCCUCGCUACUUCGCGCCCAGAGUCCAUCGCAGAUUUUUUUUUCAAUUAAAUAAAUACAGAUGAGCCGAUCACGUAGUCUCACUCUCCCUCCUGCUACUCCUUCUUGGUCAGGCAAUGCAUUGGAGUUGCAUACUGAAGUAAACGAUUGACAGACGUUUAAUUUUUGAUCUUGCCACAGACGCCUGAAUGCCGAAGCUUCAAAGCACCGUAUGCGUCAAUCAUCGUUUAACUUGUUAAACCGCUGCUGUGGCAACUCAUUGUGUGUAAGUAAGCACCUUGAGCGGAUUUGAGUGGACUCAAUCAAUGAAACAUUUAAUAAUAACUUUUUUCAUGUUUAAAAAUAAUUCAGUGGGACAGUAACAUGCUUAAAGCCGCAAAAAACGAGGGAUCACUGUAUAUUUAUAGCAUAUAGAAAACGUAACUGGUGAUAGAGAAGCCCACCAGUGGCCCACAAUAUUUAAAAAAAAUACAAUUGUACAUUUUGAAAUUGCACUUUCAAAUGUAUCACUAAAGAGAGUGGGGGAGUUGGGCAAGAAAUCCUGGCGGCCCACCGGGCUUAUAAAGCACUGGGGAAAACGGUACUUUAAUUUUUCUGAUUUAUUUAAAAAAUAUACAGUAUUUUAAAAAUAUGAGUACAAAAUAUAUAUGGCUGAAAACACAGACAAGGCUGAAAAAGCAGUUUCUUCUUACACUCCUCUUUAAAAUAAACAGCUGUUUUAAGCCAUAAGAACUGUUGUGUUUGAUAGAACAAUAUGUCUAUAUGCUGCCAUAGCAAUUUCAUGGCGCAUUCAGCCCCAGAACUAUUUUUAAUUUGUCGGUAUUACCCUGGAGACACCCGUUUACAGACACCGCGCAACUGCUUUUGUUUCAACCCAGCAAUAAAAAGAUAAGUAUCGUUCGAAAUGUCUAUCAUUUUUUAGCUUAGAAUCAUUAAUGGAUGUCUAAUAUUUAGUUAAAAAAAGAAAUGACUAUAAAAUUAUUUACUCGUACAUUUUAAACUUUUAAACAAAUUACGUCACAAAAAAUACUAUCCCUAAAUAGGUCACGGAUAUCUACCUCAUAACUAUCGCUUAAUGGUAUUUUUUUUGUUAUAGUCGUAUUUUCCCCGAUAUUAUUGAUAAUAAAUAAUCGAUCCAAACAAAGAAAAAUUGAAAAAAAAAAAAAGUUUUAAAACAGUAAAUAUUUGAAAAAGAAAACCUCGACCACUCCUUGAUGUCUGCGAUUUCUGCAUUCCCUUAUUAUAUUACCAUGUUUCACCCAUAAAAUCCCCCAAAAUUCCAGCUGUGGCCAUUCACAGCUGUGUUUUGAAACUUGGUGAUACAUGCUACAGAGUUUUUGGAUUGAAACAAGGUAAGUACACGAUAAUAACUCGUUAAAACCAUGGUGUCUAAUUAGGCUCUCUUUUGCUCUCACCUCGAGUUAGGGUUUAGGGGUUUAAAAAAUGUUUUUUUUUUUCCUAAUUGCCCUCCUGUUCAAAUUUUUUCUUACCCCAGAAACUUGAAAUUUUAAGCUUUACAAUGAUGUAUCACACAUGCAUAUAGGACAAUUUUGUAAUUUGGCCAAAUUAGGGGUUCUCAGAGCGGAACUUCAAGUCACCUGAGUGUUUUCCGCCAUAUAUAUUUUACAGGGGAAAACAAAAUUGUCAGGCUUGUCAAUAUGAAUAUGAUUAUGACUAGGGUUGUUGCUCCCGAUCCGAUCCCGAUCGUUUUAGUUUGAGUAUCUGCCGAUCCCGAUAUUUCCCGAUCCGAUUGCUUUUUUUUUUUGCUCACGAUUCAAUUCCAAUCAUUCCCGAUAAUGUUUCCCCAUCAUAUACAUUUUGGCAAUGCAUUAAGAAAAAAAUGAAUAAAACCCGGACGAAUAUAUGCAUUCAACAUACAGUACAUAAGUACUGUAUUUGUUUAUUAUGACAAUAAAUCCUCAAGAUGGCAUUUACAUUAUUAACAUUCUUUCUGUGAGAGGGAUCCACGGAUAGAAAGACGUGUAAUUCUUAAAGGAUAAAUGUGACUUUGUAUAUUGUGACUAAAUAUUGCCAUCGAGUGUAUUUGUUGAGCUUUCAGUAAAUGAUACUGCAGCCAUUUAACUUCUGCCCAAAUGCAUGAUAAGAAGUGCAACCAUAACCGUGCGUAGGGGCACCAAUUGAUAUAUCUUCUCUGCGUUGGGAAAGAACAUAAGGUGUUAAGAAAAUCAUCAACUACUACCUUUCUUCCCCACAUUGCCUCCCACAUUAUUAUUUUCUGAGAGAGGUAUUGUAAGGCUUUAGCCAUAUUGAAAUUGGCUCCAAAGGCUGUGAAAAUUAUCUUUACUCAUUAUACGCUGCCUUUUAGCGCUAACGAUAGGUAAAACGGCGUUUUUAUAGAUUGAACGCAACAAUGCGUGAAUAUUACCGCCAUUAACGCAAUAAAUUUGAUAGCCCUACUUUAAGCCAAAACUACUCUGGAUGAGUGUAAGACAUUUUGUCUGUAACGUUAAAUACAAUUAGAAAACGAUUUAAUUAAAAAAUAUAUAUAUUAAAAAAAGGCAUGUUCCAUAUUUUUUUGCCGAUUACGAUACUUUGAAAAUGACGUGAUCGGACCCGAUCGACAUCUCUAAUUAUGACUUAAUUUCUUUAUAUUUUAACCAAGGCUGAUUGUGCUCACUUGAAAGAGAGAGUCCUGUGAAGUAAAGCUCAGGUGAGCUCGGUCUGUUUGCUGCGCGGCAAAAAAAGCGCCGCAACACCAGCGGUAAGCAGCAUGGCCGACACCAACAGGACGGGCACGGCGCAGUCCAAGUCCACCAAGUUGCCGAAGGCCACAUUCCCUGUGAUGGCCGCCACUCGGCCCGCCCCCGUGAAGAAGCCAAGCGCCGAUGAACUGCCAGGAAAAACACGGUCAGUCGAAGUCAGGGGAGUAAAACUCAUCUUUGUCGUGGGCCUGUAUUGUAUCAGGAUUUCUUCGGAGGACCACUAGGGCUUCCACAAUAAAUUGAUUAAUGAACAAUCAAAUGACCCGACAACUAUUUUCACAAUUGAUGAGACGUUGAGACCUUGUCCUAAAAAUGUUCCAAAUAAUCUCUUAAUAAUUUCUUUUUUCAUUUAAAAUAAAAAAGUAUCUUUUUUAAAAUAUUUUGCACAAAAAGAAACCUUUUGAAUAUAAAUUUAUUGAAAAGACAUUGUUCUCAAAACUGUCCAAAUUCAAAUUUGAGCCUCUUAAUAAGUUAAUACUUCAAUUUACCUAUUUAUUUAAUUUAUUCAUGUAUUCAUUUUUUUAAAUAAAUUCAAAAAGAGAAAAA